This is a messenger RNA of Cricetulus griseus (Chinese hamster), 243 nucleotides long. Lineage: Eukaryota; Metazoa; Chordata; Mammalia; Rodentia; Cricetidae. The record is from RefSeq and is a predicted model, not a curated record.
AUGACAGUGCGGGAGCUCAAGGAGGAGCUGGACCUGAUGGUCGGCAUCCCCUUCAACCUACAGCGGCUGCACUUCCUGGACCAAGGGAUUUUGAUGGAUGACGCCAUCCUCAAGUUCUACGACGUCAUUCCCGGAGCAGUCAUCUCACUAUGUAUCUGGCAUUAUGAUGGUUGGACAGAACUGGUUUUGGCAGCCGUGGAAGGGGAUCCCAGUAAGGUGGUUACAUGCUUCUUUCAAUAUUAG